UGCAUGACUUCAUCCUUCCGCCCGGGUUUCCUCCCCGCCGCCGCCGCCGCCGCCGCAGACCGGCUCCCGGCUCGGCGCGGCGCGGCUCGGCCCGCUCGGCCCCCGCCAUGUCGCAGGUGCUGCCCUACGGCGAGGACAAGGUGGGCCGCUACGGCGCCGAGCCCGAGGCGGGGGAGCUGCCCUUCAGCUGCCGCCUCCAGGACACCAACGCCUUCUUCGGGGGCAACCAGGGCAAGCGGCCCCCCAAGCUGGGACAGAUCGGCCGCGCCAAGAGAGUGGUGAUCGAGGAUGACCGGAUAGACGAGGUGCUCAAGGGCAUGACGGAGAAGUCGCCGCCGGGGGUGUGAGCCGGGACCCGCCGCCAGGACCCGCAGCCCGAGCCCCGCUCCCAGCCCGCCCGGCCCUGCAUGCUGGCUGGACCGCCGACGAGGAGAUGGGGGGGGGGGCCAAGCCCGUGCCCCCCCCUACCCCAGCCCGGGGGGAGGGAGGUGGGAGGGGGGGGGGGAAAGGCUCCGCGCCCACCCCCACCCCCCCCCCCCCCCCCGAGCCAUGCACUUUACCCCUCCGCCUCCCCCGGGGCUGGGACAACCCGCCGAGCCCCCCCCCUCCCCACCACGCUGGGCAAAGACCCCCCCUCUCCCCCUUGGAGGGAGGGGGGGGAAGCCCCCCGCUCUGCGGCGCAUCCCCCCCCCCCCCCCCCCAUCCUCCUUGGUGGGGGGGGUGUCCCCGAAUGGCGAGGCGGAUCGGGCCCCACGAGCGGGGGGGGGGGGGAGCGCUGCUGCCCAGAGACAUUUUUUGCUCCAUCGUUUUUUGCAUGAGCUUGGUGGCCCGAGCGCCCGGUCCUGGGGCCGAGGGUCAGCCCCACCACUCCGGCACGCUUCUUUUUAAACAGAAACUCCUCAUAUUUGUAUUUUUAUAUCCGAAUCUUUGUUAAAAACGAUCUGCUGACGUUGAGAUGUCGAAGUAACCGCAUCGGGAAAACAAACAAACAAAACAAAACAAAAAAAAAAAAAUGGUUCAUAUUUUUUUCCAUAAGAAAAAAAAAGACAAAAAAAGAAAAAAACGAGGGGGAAAAAAAUAAAGGGGGGGGUGAGAGUGAUGGAGGGAGCGUGAGGAAAGCCAAAGGUGCGGGGAGGGGAGCGGGGACCCCCGGCCUGACCCCCCCCCCCCCCCCCCCACCGGCAGCGGGACCGGCCGGAGGGGAUUUUGGCAGCACCAUCGGCCGCCGCAGUCGCCUCCCGGCAGCACCGGGGCCGAGCCCACCGGGGCUGAGCCCACCGGGGCUGAGCCCACCGGGGCCGGCUGCGGGUGCCAGGGGGUCCCUGUGCUGCCCCUUGCUCGGGGGUGGUGGGGCCGGGGGGGGAGUGGGGAGGGCAGGGACCGGCCUGAGUUGUUGUUUUUAAUUUUGUACUUUAAUUUAAUUUUAUUUUUUAAGAAGCUUCUCGGGGGGGUCUGAUGUGCAUGAGAAACUCGUCAUCUUUUUCAAUAACCUACGAGUGGCAUUUAUGGAGACGACGACGCAAAAAAAGAAAAAAAACACAACAAAAAAUACCAAACAAAAAACAAAACCGAAAAAAAAAAAAAAACACAAAAAAAAAAGAAAAAAGAAAAAAAAAAAGAUACUUGUGUCAUGAUGUUCUACAAAUGAUCCAUUGUAAAUUUAAAUGCCAUUUUUCACUGUACUGGUGAACAAAAUGCAAUGAAUAAAAUACAUUCAUGUAUCAAGGCGA
Molecule: messenger RNA, 1730 nt
Organism: Tyto alba (common barn owl)
Lineage: Eukaryota; Metazoa; Chordata; Aves; Strigiformes; Tytonidae
Gene: CAMK2N2
Product: calcium/calmodulin dependent protein kinase II inhibitor 2
Exons: 2
Coding region: 108-347 (79 amino acids)
Biological process (GO): negative regulation of protein kinase activity
Molecular function (GO): protein kinase binding; calcium-dependent protein kinase inhibitor activity
Source: RefSeq, a predicted model, not a curated record